ACAACAUAUUUUACAUGUAAUAUCAAUUUUAAGUGUGGCAAUGCAGUGAUUUACACUGGUUUAACCAGAUUGAUCUUCAAAAUUGAUUUUUAGCUCAAUCAAUGCAGUUUGAGUCUAUGGGCUGGGCUUAGAUUGCACAGGAGACUGUAAACCCAUCAGAUAUUUACCUUUAGGAAUAAUCAAAUUGUAGCUCAUCCAACAGACUAACAUUUCCAGUGUAAGUUCAUAGACAAAACAAACUAGGGCCCUGCCCUUGUAGUCGGAUCCAUGUAGGAGGAUCCUUAUGCUUGUAUGGGUCCAGUUGCAGGAUCAAGCCUGCAGCCUGUUAGAUCCCCCCCCCCCGCCUUUUUUAUCUUUAUGAGCAGUCUUAAGUCUUUGUCCCCAUUAAAAAGGGUUUCCCUGUAUAGCUAUACCAGCUAAUCCUCCUUGUGUAGGCAAAGUUUAUACCAGCAAAAGAUUUCUUUUGUCAGUAUGGCUUAUACCAGUUCUCUGAACAAAAUAAACUGUAUAUACUGUAUAUAAUAAACUGCUAUACUCGUGUUUGCUAUCAGGCUAUAUUAGGUUAGGGGUGUUUCCCCUCUCCCCCUCCAUCCCAUUUUCCUAAGUGACAUAGUUAUGUGAGCAAACUUUUAACUUUAGACUAGUUCUUAAAGAACAAAGGUGGGGCUAGAAAGCAAAUUGUAACAGCUCAAGAAAGGGAUUAUAUUCUUAAAUUUAACUUCUGCAGGUACAGCUAGAAGCUGAAGUAAAUAAUGCACCAAUGAUUGAGUAUUGCCAGGCUUUCUUAACUCAAUGACAUCUGUGCCAAUGAUACCAGAAUCUUACAGCCAUGUAUUGGCAGAACUUGAGUGUUUGGAUCCAUUGCUUUCUGCACUCAGGUUGGAUUCUAGCCGUCUGAAGUGCACAUGUAUAGCUGUGUCUCGGAAAUGGCUGGCUCUGGGCAGUUCAGGAGGGGGAUUAAACCUGAUUCAAAAAGAUGGUUGGAAACAGAGGCUGUUCCUCACUCAUAAGGAAGGUGCCAUUUCCCGGGUUGCCUGUUGUUUACAUGAUGAAGAUUAUGUUGCUGUUGCCACCAGUCAAGGCCUUGUAGUUGUCUGGGAACUCAAUCAGGAGCGUCGUGGAAAGCCAGAGCGGAUUUAUGUUUCCACUGAGCACAAAGGCAAAAAAGUCACAUCUCUUUGUUGGGAUACAGCCGCACUUCGAGUUUUUGUAGGAGAUCAUGUGGGAAAAGUGUCUGCUAUCAAGAUUAAUACAUCCAAACAAGGGAAGGCAGCUGCUGCUUUUGUGAUGUUUCCAGUUCAGAUUAUAACCACUGUUGACUCCCGUGUAGUUCAGCUUGAUUAUUUGGAUGGAAGACUGCUUAUUUCUUCACUUACUCGCUCCUACUUGUGUGAUACUGAGAGAGAAAAAUUCUGGAAAAUUGGUAACAAAGAAAGAGAUGGAGAAUACGGCGCCUGUUUUUUCCCAGUUGGAAAGAGUUGUGGGAGCCAGCAGCCAUUAAUAUAUUGUGCACGUCCUGGGUCAAGGAUGUGGGAGGCGAACUUUGAAGGGGAGGUGCUAAGUACCCAUCAAUUCAAACAGCUGCUCUCAUCUCCUCCUCUCCCCGUUAUUACUCUAAGGUUGGAUCCUCAGUAUAAUACUUCUGCCUGCUCUCUCCAGUCUUUGUCUUUCCCAAAACUGUUAUAUUUGACCGAGCAUUGUGUUAUGACGUGGACAGAAAGAGGCAUUUAUGUCUUCAUUCCUCAGAACGUUCAAGUUUUACUUUGGAGUGAAGUAAAAGAUAUCCAGGAUAUAGCAGUGUACAGAAAUGAGUUGUUCUGUCUGCAUACGAAUGGAAAAGUCUCGCACUUCUCUCUUCUGCUAGUGGAGCGGUGUGUAGAACGUCUGCUAAGAAGAGGUUUCUGGAGUCUUGCUGCCAGAGUCUGCUGUCUUUUCCAGAACUCUAUUAUUUCCUGCAGAGCAAGAAAAUUUUUGCCUCUAGACAAACUAGAGCACUUGAAAUCACAGCUGGACCUCUCAACCCAAAGUGAUGUCAGUAGCCAACUGGAAGAAUUGAUAUCAAAACUGGAACCUUUAGAUUCUGCAUGCAGCAGCAGAAGGAGCAGUAUUUCAUCACAUGAAAGUUUCAGUGUCUUAGACUCUGGAAUUUAUCGUGUUAUUAGUCGAAGAGGCAGUCAGUCAGAUGAAGACGCUUGUUCCCUAAACAGCCAAACGUUGUCAGAAGAUGAGAGGCUUAAAGAGUUUACUGCACACCAGGAAGAAGAGCAGCUGGAGCUUGAAAACGUAUCUCAUACUUCUGUGGUGGUUGAGACUGAUCGGAAUGAGACUUUUCUCCCAUUCAGUAUUCCAUUGUCAUUUCGUUCACCAUCUCCUCUGGUCUCCCUCCAAGCUGUCAAGGAAAGUGUUUCCAGCUUUGUACGCAAAACCACUGAAAAGAUUGGCACCCUUCAUAUGAGUCCUGAUGUCAGAGUGAGGCAGGAAAUAAAAGAUGAUGAGGAGUCUCACGAAGUGACUGCUAGUAUAGCCACGCACUCCCAGGAAGAAGAUGAAAACGAAGUGGAACUACAGAGCCAGCCUCAAGAAGAGGAUCGGCUAAGAGAUCUCAAGGUAGCAACGACAGAAGCUAUAAACAAACUGCAAGAUCCACUGGUUUUGUUAGAACCACAAUGCUUGAGAGGAGUUUUGCAGGAGUGGUUUUUGUAUCUGGAAGAAACAUUUGGUUUCAAAGAGCCUUCCUUUUCAGGUGACUGCUUAUCCAUUAAGAAAGUUAAGAACGUGCUUGCUGAAGAACAGAGUGAGGUUUUAGAAGAAAAUAUUGCACCAGAGCAACACAGUGAAGAUCAUGUAGGCAAAGGACAGACAGAUGCCUUGCAAGGAAUUACUGAACAGGAUCAAAGUAGCGAAGCUCAUUUUGGCAGAGAAGUGUGUGAAAAUGAUGCCAAUUCAAAGGGAGCCUCAGGCCAUGUUUUUCAAAUGUAUCCUCCAUGUCUCAUAGCGCACGAUAUUCACAAGGACCUAAUGGAGUUGACAACAUUAUGUUUUGAAUUAAAUGUGUUUCCUUGCGAGAAUGGGAAUGCGGAAGAAAGUGCUGAACAGGAUUUACAGCGAACAAUGUCAUGGGUCUUGGCUUGCCAGUUCAUAAAGGACUAUUUCUUUCUCUUGGAUUUAAAAAGACUGAAGCGAUGUAUUACAAGCAAUUACACUAGCAGUCCCAGUGUUUGGGAAACUUACAUUGAGGGAUUGAAAGAACUGACUCACGCUAGUCCAGUGACUCUGGCAAUGGAAAAUGGAGAUAUGUUGAAAAUAUUAAAACUGUUAAAUGACUUGGGGCCCUGGGAUAGUCCUCUGUUAUUGGCACAUGCUCAAAGGCUCUAUGAAAAGUUUGGGGAAACAGCUAUAAGGCCCUUGGUCAAGUUCUACCCAUCAAUCUUGCCCUCUGACAUCAUGCAGCUUUGUAGACAUCACCCUGCCCACUUUUUAGCAUAUUUAGACAGUCUUGUUAAAUCAAAGCCAGAAGAUGAAAGGUCGUCCCUGCUUCAAUCUCUUCUUAAUCCUGAAGCGUUACGACUGGAUUGGCUGUGUCUGGCAGUUUCCCAUGAUGCGCCACAAAGAACAAAUACAGUGGAUUCUGAAGGAAACCCUAGACCACGUUCACAUUUGUUUACCUGGGGCUAUAGCCAACUGAUUUUGCUUCUGAUUAAACUCCCAGCUGAUUUUGUAACAAAAGAGAGGAUGGCUGACUGCUGCAAGUCAUAUGGCUUCUGGCCUGGAUAUCUCUCUCUGUGUUUGGAACUGGAUAGAAGAAUAGAAGUCUUUACUAAUAUUGUUCAUUUGGAUGAUAUGAACCUGUUGGAUGGAGAACAUGGCUCAAUUCCAGAGACCGUGGAAGAAUGGAAGUUCCUUCUCCAUCUUGCACAAAGUCACAGCACUGACCUCCACUAUCAUGGUACACAGAAUGGGAAUAAUAUCGGCCAUGGUAGCACUAAUUGGUCAAACUGCAUUACUGUUGAAAAUGUAGCUCUUUUGUUGGCUAAGGUAAUUGGCCCAGAUCGUGCCUUGCCAGUACUGCAGGAGUGUGAUUUGACGGCUGAAUUCUCUGAGAGAUUUACCAGGAUCUGUGAAAUACUGAGAAUUGCUGAAAAAAGGCAAAGAGCCCUGAUACAGUCCAUGUUGGAAAGGUGUGACCGUUUUCUGUGGUCUCAGCAGGCAUAGCAAAUAUUCCAGGAAACACUGAAAUGAAGUUGUGUACUGUGCAUCUUCUACAUUAAAUUGCCUCUUAAGUUUCAUCGUCUCUUAAAGAAACAAACUCUUGUCCACACAAUAAUGUAUGCAGCCACACUGCAUGAAAAUAGCACCUGAAUUGGGUUUUCUUCUACAACUCUUCCUAAAUAGUUUAAAACGUGCUUCUAAAACUGGUUUUAGAAAUUGUUAGGUUGAAAUAUUCCAAUGUUUAUGUUGAAAUUAAGACCACAAGUGUCUAACAGAUUUGUUUUUUUUACAAUAGGAUUAAAAGUGUUGAAUGAACUUGGUAAUAACUCUGCAUGAAUUAAAACAGUUGGUUAAAAGUACAGUCUUUUGAACAUUAAAUUAUGUUUGAAAAUAGUGUAUUUUGACUUCAGCUGCUUUUCUGUGGGUUGGUUAAGACGUAAAUUUCAAACAGAUUAAUUCUGUGUAUACUGCCAGCAUGAGCAGCCCCUGCUGGUAAAUGUUAAGACUCACCCAAACUGUUUUCCCCUUCUGACAUUCACUUAUGCCAAUAGCUGCAGUGAAUCCAUGCAAGAAUGCAGAUUUUUCCUUAAUUGUAUAGAAUAUCUAUUCUUUUGAUUUAUUUCUUGGAAUAGCUACAUCUUUAUCUUAAGAGCUAUGUAAAAUAAUGUUAUGGGGUAUUCAUUGCAUAGUGUUGAAAUAUGCAUUAAAUCUUUGAAAUACUCAUUUAUUAAUAGAACACUGAAAAGAAGUGUAAACACAGCAUUCGUAAAUUGUAUGAAUCUGUCAUGAGGUCAUCUUCAGAUAAAUUACCACACAAUGAACAUAUCUUUAGAUGUCAAUAUUUCAAAACUGAUUUUUGAUCUUUUUGGAAGAAAUGAUGUAACUGCAUACUUUUUUUUUUAUCUGAAAUUGCCUUAAAAAAAGUAUUUUAAAGGGAGGCUGUCAAGUUAAGAAUCAUAUUUUUUAAAAACCUUUACCUCUGUUAAGAUAAACAUUGGAUUAUUAAAACUGAAUAUUUAAAACACCCAGUUUUACUUAAUCAUUUGCAAAAACUAGCUUUAUACCUAUUCUGUUUACUCUGUGAACUUCCUAGAGCUUAGAUAGUGAAAACAGACAAGUGAGAUUUACUUUUGGUUUUAGCUUAUUUCAAUUUAGAGCCUCAUUUACUAGCACAAUCCUAUAAUAUUUAGGCAGUAGUCAAACCCCAAAGAACUAACUCCCAAUAAAAAAAUUUGUCAUUUUUUCCCUCGUACACCAACAUUUUGUGAGUAAAUUUAUUUGACAGUAUCCCUUUGAAAUAAGAGCCUUUAUAUGUUUUAUAUAUAUAUAUAUAUAUAUAUAUAUAUAUAUAUAUAUAUAUAUAUAUAAAAUAUAUAUUUAUAUAUAUAUAUAUAUAUAAAUAUAUAUAUAUAUUAUAUAUAUAUAUAGUUUUGUCUCCAUGGUUUGCUGCAUUCCAAAUUAAUGGUUUUGUUUUUAUUUUAUUUAAAAUUUAAUUAUUUUUUGGUCAAUGUGAAUUUUAUCUGUGAAGUUUGGUCUGAUAUAUAAAACUACAGUUGGAUGGGUAACCUCUUUGUCUCAAUUGUUAGUACGAGUCACUCCCUUAUGGUGGAGUGUUUCAUAACUCUUCUGGUGUGGGAAUAAAUGUCUACAGAAAUAGGCCCAGUGGCAGGAAUUUCAAACCUUAAGGUUCCUGUCUCUGAAAAGCCAACGAAACGUCCUCUUUCAACUUUAGUUUUUCCUGGGGUUGAGAUUUUCAGCUGAAGUUGGGAAAACAGCACAAAUGUGCCAUCCUAUACCUUCAGGCACACCAUGUCUUAUUUAUCAUAGGUGUAAAAAGGAUUGGAAGUCAGGUAGUCCUCUGUCGUCCUAACUUUGGUAUUGAUAUGCCAUGAGGCUUAGAACAAAUCACUUUACCUUUCUGUGCCUGUUUCCCUACCUCUGCAAUGAGAACACUUCUACCUCAUGUGGGUGUUAGAAUUAAUUAGUUCAGUUUUAUACAGCACUUCAAAGAAGUAAAGAUCUAUAUAAGUGGAAGAAUCAUCUGUCUCAGGAAAAUACAUAAUCAAUGCUCUUUGUCAAAAGUCUAGUGAAAUAUUUUCAGUUUAGAGGAUAAACAGCUGAAAGCUUUGUGUACAUAAUAACCUUUAUUUUAAAACGCACAAUUAACAAUGCUGACUUUUACGAUAUAUUACAAACGUUCUUUCAAAGAGCUUGUUUUUCCUUUUGCAUAGCGCUGUUCAUAUUAACCAGUUCAACAACAAUAUUUAAGUUUAUUGCACCUAAAAUAAACUUGUAUUCAUGGUUUCAACUAAUUUUAAGAGAUUUCAAUAAAAAAGAAAAGUGUUUA
This is a messenger RNA of Caretta caretta (loggerhead turtle), 6556 nucleotides long. RefSeq names its product HPS5 biogenesis of lysosomal organelles complex 2 subunit 2 (gene HPS5). Gene Ontology annotation, molecular function: protein binding. Gene Ontology annotation, cellular component: cytoplasm. Gene Ontology annotation, biological process: developmental pigmentation. Lineage: Eukaryota; Metazoa; Chordata; Testudines; Cheloniidae. The record is from RefSeq and is a predicted model, not a curated record.